Messenger RNA from Penicillium lagena, 2088 nucleotides. RefSeq names its product NADPH--hemoprotein reductase cprA (gene cprA). Bases 1 to 2088 code for a protein of 695 amino acids. Gene Ontology annotation, molecular function: FMN binding; NADPH-hemoprotein reductase activity; flavin adenine dinucleotide binding. Gene Ontology annotation, cellular component: cytosol. Lineage: Eukaryota; Fungi; Ascomycota; Eurotiomycetes; Eurotiales; Aspergillaceae. The record is from RefSeq and is a predicted model, not a curated record. The transcript has 2 exons.
AUGGCCCAACUCGACACCCUCGACCUGGUCGUCCUGGUCGCCUUGCUGGUCGGUAGCGUCGCCUACUUCACCAAGGGCACCUACUGGGCAGUCCCCAAGGACCCCUAUGCCUCGGCCGGCGCCGCCAUGAAUGGGGCCGCCAAGGCCGGCAAGACUCGCGAUAUCGUGGAGAAGAUGGAGGAGACGGGCAAGAAUUGUGUCAUCUUCUAUGGAUCGCAGACGGGCACCGCCGAGGACUACGCCUCACGACUGGCCAAGGAGGGCUCCCAGCGCUUUGGCCUGAAGACCCUGGUGGCCGACAUUGAGGAUUAUGACUACGAGACCCUGGACAAAUUCCCCGAGGACAAGAUCGCAUUCUUCGUGCUGGCCACCUACGGGGAGGGUGAACCCACCGACAACGCUGUGGAGUUUUACCAGUUCUUCACGGGUGACGAUGUCGCGUUUGAGAGCGGCGCCGCCGCCGAUGACCAGCCUCUGUCGUCGCUCAAGUAUGUCACCUUCGGUCUGGGCAACAACACCUACGAGCACUACAACGCCAUGGUACGUCAGGUCGAUGCGGCGCUGACCAAGCUGGGUGCGACACGCAUCGGUACUGCGGGCGAGGGCGAUGACGGCGCGGGCACCAUGGAGGAAGAUUUCCUGGCUUGGAAGGAGCCCAUGUGGGCUGCGCUGUCCGAUGCCAUGGGUCUGCAGGAGCGCGAGGCCGUCUACGAGCCGGUGUUCUCCAUCACCGAGGACGACGAGAAGACGCCCGAGGACGAGACCGUGUUCCUGGGUGAGCCGACGGCGGCGCACCGCGAGGGCCGCGCCAAGGGCCCCUUCUCCGCGCACAACCCGUACAUUGCCCCGAUCGUCGAGUCCCGCGAGCUCUUUGCGGUCAAGGACCGCAACUGUCUGCACAUGGAAAUUAGCGUCGCCGGCAGCAACCUCAGCUACCAGACUGGUGACCACGUUGCCGUCUGGCCCACCAACGCUGGCGCCGAGGUUGAUCGGUUCCUGCAGGUGUUUGGCCUGGAGGAGAAGCGCCACUCGGUGAUCAGCAUCAAGGGCCUUGAUGUCACGGCCAAGGUCCCCAUCCCGACGCCGACCACAUACGAUGCCGCUGUUCGCUACUACAUGGAAGUCUGUGCCCCCGUGUCCCGUCAGUUCGUCGCCACCCUGGCCGCUUUCGCUCCGGACGAGAAGACCAAGACUGAGAUUGUCCGCCUGGGAAGUGACAAGGACUACUUCCAUGAGAAGAUCUCGAGUCAGUGCUUCAACAUCGCCCAGGCACUGCAGAGCAUCACCUCCAAGACCUUCACCGCUGUGCCAUUUUCGCUGCUCAUCGAGGGUCUGAACAAGCUCCAGCCGCGUUACUACUCCAUCUCGUCGUCCUCUCUGGUACAGAAGGACAAGAUCAGCAUCACGGCUGUGGUCGAGUCUGUUCGUCUGCCAGGUGCCACGCACAUCGUCAAGGGUGUGACCACCAACUACCUAUUCGCGCUGAAGCAGAAGCAGAACGGCGACCCGGCCCCUGACCCACACGGCCUCACUUAUCAGAUCACCGGUCCCCGCAACAAGUACGAUGGCAUCCACGUGCCCGUCCACGUCCGCCACUCCAACUUCAAGCUGCCCUCGGAUCCGUCCAAGCCGAUCAUCAUGGUUGGCCCCGGUACGGGUGUAGCCCCCUUCCGCGGAUUCAUCCAGGAACGUGCUGCGCUGGCCGCCAAGGGUGAGAAGGUUGGCACCACGGUCCUGUUCUUUGGAUGUCGCAAGAGCAACGAGGAUUUCCUCUACCAAGAUGAGUUCAAGGCAUACCAGGAACAACUGGGUGACUCGCUCAAGGUCAUCACGGCCUUCUCCCGCGAAUCUUCCAAGAAGGUCUACGUUCAGCACCGCCUGAAGGAGAACGCCUCGCUGGUCAGCGACCUGCUGAAGCAAAAGGCCAAUUUCUACGUCUGCGGUGACGCCGCCAACAUGGCUCGGGAGGUCAACACGGUGCUGGGCCACAUCAUCGCCGAGCAGCGCGGCAUGCCGGCCGAGAAGGGCGAGGAGAUGGUCAAGCACAUGCGCAGUAGCGGCAGCUACCAGGAAGACGUGUGGUCAUAA